AUGUCUAUGUUUAUUAAUGGUCUCAAGUAUAUUGUACUAUGUCAGAGCCGUUUAUAUUCUAAAAAUGUAGAACAACAUGUUAGUAAACAAUAUCAAAGUAUAUCAACUACAAUUAAAAAUUGUCUAAAAGAUCAUCAAAUACCAACUGCAGAUCAACGAGCAAAAAAGUGUUUCACGCAUUGCAAUGCAUUUUAUAUGAAAAAUUCAAUCAAAAAAUUACCGACAGUGCUAGAGAGACGUGCCAAGCAUGAAUAUAAAAUCGUACAAAGUAUUCGAAGUCUUUUACACAGCCGAUCAGAUAUUGUUGUGCGUCGCACAGAUAAAAGCAAAGUGUUCUAUGUUGGGAAAGCAACUGAUUUGGCACGAGAAACCCAACAAUAUAUGUUAAAAACAAAUGUUUAUCAAGAAAUUACAAAUGGUCACUGUCCUCUAUCAUAUAUGUUAUAUGCUGUUCAAAUAUUACUCUCAAGUCUUGUAGCACAGAAAGCUCUUACCAUUGAACAAUGUAAGAGAAUAACUCCGAAAACAAAUAAAUUAGAACUUGGUCAUUAUCAUGGUCUCCCCAAACCACAUCAACCUGGUACACCAUUACGUUCUAUUAUUGCAUCGAUUCAUGGACCAGCUACUUUGGUAUAA
Molecule: messenger RNA, 636 nt
Organism: Rotaria sp. Silwood1
Lineage: Eukaryota; Metazoa; Rotifera; Eurotatoria; Philodinida; Philodinidae
Source: the annotation of a GenBank genome assembly